CCUUAAGUCUCCUAAACUGCACUUGCCUGCGAAGAUGAGAUUCACGGCGCUUCAGAUUCUUCUCUCUCUGUCUAUCUUUGGCGAUUUUGUCCUCGGACUGUCAGCAGCGGAAUGGCGGACGCAAUCCAUCUACUUCCUUCUGACGGAUCGGUUCGGCAGAACUGACAACUCGACAACUGCGACUUGCAAUACAGGGGAUCAGGUUUACUGUGGUGGAACAUGGCAGGGGAUCAUCAAUCACUUGGAUUACAUCCAAGGCAUGGGCUUCACGGCUAUCUGGAUCUCACCCGUCACCGAACAGUUGUCAGCCUCGACUGCGGAUGGCGAGUCCUAUCAUGGGUACUGGCAGCAGAAAAUCUACUCGCUGAACUCGAACUUUGGCACAGCAGAUGACCUGAAAGCCUUGUCUGCUGCCUUGCAUGCACGCGGCAUGUACCUGAUGGUGGACGUGGUUCCAAACCAUAUGGGAUACGCCGGCGCGGGUAAUACCGUGGAUUAUAGUGUCUUCGAUGCGUUUGACUCCUCGUCGUACUUCCACCCCUACUGUCUGAUCACCGACUGGAAUGAUCUCAACAUGGUCCGAACCUGCUGGGAGGGCGAUACGAUUGUCUCACUUCCUGAUUUGUACACGACCGAGACAGCAGUCCGGACGAUCUGGUACGACUGGGUCAAGGACCUAGUCGCCAACUACUCAAUCGACGGUCUCCGCAUCGACAGUGCUCUGGAAGUCGAGCCGGAUUUCUUCACAGGAUACGUGAGCGCCGCAGGUGUCUACAGCGUUGGCGAGAUCUUCAACGGGAACCCUGCCACAGCGUGUCCGUACCAGGGGUAUCUGGACGGUGUUCUGAACUACCCGAUCUACUUCCAAUUGCUCUACGCGUUCAGGUCCAGCAGCGGCAGCAUCAGCGAUCUCUACAACAUGAUCAACUCAGUUGCCAGCGACUGCUCCGAUCCCACGCUCCUCGGCAACUUCAUCGAGAACCACGACAACGCACGCUUCGCCUACUACACGAGCGAUUACUCGCAAGCCAAGAACGUGCUCUCCUUCCUAUUCCUGUCCGACGGGAUCCCCAUCGUCUACGCAGGCGAAGAACAGCACUACUCCGGAUCAAAAGUGCCCUACAACCGCGAAGCGACGUGGCUAUCAGGCUACUCGACGAGUGCAGAGCUGUACAAAUGGAUCGCGACGACGAACGCGAUCCGCAAGUUAGCCAUCUCGCUCGACAACAACUACAUCACGUACAAGAACAACCCCUUCUACACAGACAGCAACACCCUCGCGAUGCGCAAAGGCAGCGACAACAAGCAAGUGAUCACGAUCCUCUCAAACCGCGGCAGCAGCAGCAACGACUACACGCUCACGCUUUCAGGGACAGGCUACGCAGCCGGCACAACCCUGAUCGAAGCGUACAGCUGCAAGACAGUCACCGUCUCAUCGAGCGGCUCAAUCGCCGUCCCGAUGUCCGCAGGCCUACCGCGCGUCUACCUCCCCGCGUCAUCCAUCAACAAAAGCACCCUCUGCGGCGGAAGCGGCGGCUCCUCCUCCUCCACAACCACCACAGCCACAAAGACAACAACAUCAACACCCUGCACAGCAACCACCACCACCCUAUCCAUAACCUUCAUCGAGCUCGUGACAACAACCUACGGCGAGGAAAUCUACCUCACGGGCUCGAUCGCCGCACUCGGUAACUGGGCUACCUCGGCCGGCGUCAAGCUCAGCGCAGAUAAAUACUCCUCCUCGCAUCCGCAGUGGUACGCUACCGUCAGCGUGCCCGUCGGCACGAGCUUCGAGUAUAAGUUCUAUAAGGUCGGGAGUGAUGGCAGUACCGUUACGUGGGAGAGUGAUCCCAACCGUGCGUAUACGGUUGCGGCGACAGCGUGUGCGGGGGCUACAGCUACUGUUGCGGCGAGUUGGCGGUAG
Aspergillus homomorphus CBS 101889 is the source of this 1924-nucleotide messenger RNA. Its product is annotated as putative alpha-amylase. Gene Ontology annotation, biological process: carbohydrate catabolic process. Gene Ontology annotation, molecular function: starch binding; alpha-amylase activity; calcium ion binding. The record is from RefSeq and is a predicted model, not a curated record. The coding region runs from base 35 to 1924 and encodes 629 amino acids. Lineage: Eukaryota; Fungi; Ascomycota; Eurotiomycetes; Eurotiales; Aspergillaceae. The transcript has 9 exons.